Messenger RNA from Ceraceosorus bombacis, 3297 nucleotides. Lineage: Eukaryota; Fungi; Basidiomycota; Exobasidiomycetes; Ceraceosorales; Ceraceosoraceae. The record is from the annotation of a GenBank genome assembly.
AUGUCUCUGGCCAACGGUGCGCACCCGGCAGGAGCAGGGCCAGGUAAAGAUGAUGCUCUGGUACAGCUGCUCCUCUCUUCUUCCUCCACCACCACCUACUCCUCCUCCUCAAGCUCUUUCGAUCUCUUCUCUUCCUCCAAAUCUGUGGCGUACCUGACAAGUCUGACAACUCAACCGCUAGAGCAACUGCAACAGUCGCCCUCCGCAUUGCAUUCCACCCUCACAGCAUUGGAUCAACAACUGUCCAACCUGUGUUUGCAUCAAGUGCCCGCAUUCGUCACUCUGCGCUCCGCAUCUGACUCGGUGCAGAGGUGCAGUCAGACGAUGCAUCGAUCCACCGAAGAUCUGUUAAAUGCAUCCCUGCCCCUAUUAGAAAGGAGAGCGUUGGAUUUCAAGAAUGCGACGGAGGGGGCAGUAAAGCAUAGAAGACGAGCGAGGAACAUUAGCAAAUCAUUCGAUCGUCGAUUAAGAAAUCUGCUCGAAGCUGCCCCGUUGGUGGAGAGCUGCAUCAAGGCUGGUCUGAACCAGGAAGCCAUCGCGCUGGUCGGCAAGGUGCAAGAGUUGGCCGAGGGGGAGACGUGGGGAAGAGGAAAUGUGUUGCGGACGUUGCAUGAAGAGAGCUACGAGAGGCUGUAUGCGCUGCACGAAUCAUUGAUGCACGCGCUCGCCAAUCCCAGUCUGAGACUGCCAGCUGCAAAGAGCACCCUCGCCUCCUUUCGGCAUCUCGCGCAGCUCUCCCCGCCCUUCUCUACGCAGCAUACCCGCACAAAGCAUCAUCCUCAUCAGCUCGACUCCAACUCUCCUCAACGAAAUCUUCGGAUGCCCCUUCAAUCUCUCGAUCUGCAUUUUCUACGUGCCCGAUCCGCAUCGCUGGAUCGCGCUCUACAGACUGCGAGCAGCACGCGCUCUUGGGUCUCCAUCUGGCGCGAACAGACGCUAGAGACUCUUUCCCUUCAAACGUCCCUCUUUCCUCUUCAGCCUCAGCUCACUUCCUCUUACCUCUCGCACCAACUGGUCAAGCUGGUGCAACAUCUCGAAACACUACCAGAUAGAGCCAAAAGAUCCGUCAAAACCAGUGCUGAUGCUGCUUCCGGCUCUGGUUCGGGUGCCGGUGAUGUGCUGCAAGAAUCAUCAGCGUCAAAGGAUAAACAAGACACCAAGGACUUUGUCGCUAGUCUGGCCGCGCUACACACGCUCCUCGGCUUUGUGGAUGCAGGUCUUAAAAACUUUUCCGCCUCUCUUCCUCCUCGCGUUUCGGAGAUUCUGCAAAGCACAGCCACAUCUCUUUUCGAAGCUCAACUGUCAACGCCCGAUCAAGGUUUGGACUCUGCAGAAUCACAAACGUGGAUGCGAGAUCUCGAAGAGGUGUGCGCGCUCUCGAGCAUAGACAUGGCUAGCAUCUUUAGCGGACAGAAGGAAACAAAAGUGUCGAUCUUGUACGAACCUAUCAAACGUGCGCUGGAUACUUUGCGCAUCUUUGCGCCAAAGGAAUGUCGCAUCGCUCUUUCUGGAUGCCUGAGAAGACACCUGGAAAGGAGGCUGAAGGCGAGGUUAGAGCGCAUCGUCGAUUCUUCGAGCAGCUACGCAGUCGGACAGAUCUUCCCGCUCAAAUUGCAUGUCGAUCAGGAGGAAAGAUUGGACGUGACGAUGCUGGAGUCGCAAGAAGCGCAGGUCGGUCCUGAAGAGCUUACGGGAGAGCAAGAGCGAGAGAGAAGGCUGAGAGGCACAAAGGUCCUUUUGAGCUCCAGAUUGAGCGCGGAUUUGAUCCUUGUCGAUUGGUCCAUCAGAGCGCUACACCAAGACAUCUUUGGCCAGUCAGCUUCUUCAUCGACUUUUUCACGAGCCGCUGCGGCGGGCGACGAUGCGUUGGAAGAGAUUAUAGCGAGGAUAGAGGUAUGGAUCACAAAGACGCGUGAGGAAUGGAAGGAGGGGGAGCGAGGCUUGAGAGAAAGAGUGAGGGAGGAGAGAGGACGUAGAAUGAGGGAGGAGGAGAGAGUGCGCAAAGAGGAAGAGGAGAGGCUAAGACGAGAGGCGGAGGAGGAGAGGGCGCGCAAGGAGAUGGAAGAGGAGCGUAGACGGGAAGUCGAAGAGAAGAGACGCGAGGAGGCGGAAGAGAGAGCAAGGAGGGAGGAGGAAGAGAAAGCUGGACGCGAGCAAGAGGAGAAGCGUAGACGCGAGGCGGAGGAAAGGCUCCGAAGGGAGCAGGCAGAAAAGGCGCGAGAGGAAGAGAGAGCACGUCGUGAAGAGAAAGAGAAGAUCCAAAGAGAGGAGGAGAAGGAGGAGAAGGAGCGAAAAGAAGCGGAGCAGAGAGUGCAGCGCGAAGAGGAGGAGAGGAUCAAAAGAGCAGAGGAGGAAGAGAAGGCAAGAAAAGAAGAGCAGUACGAAGCUCGGCGCGAAGAGGAAGAGAGGAUGAAGAGGGAAGAAGGAGAAGAGAAGAGGCUGCGAGAAACAGCAGAGAAGAUGAAGAAGGAGCAAGAAGAGGAUGCCGAGCGAGAGCGCGAGCGCGAACGGGAGCGCGCACAUGCGCAGGCCGAAGCGCAAGAAGACCGAAAAUUCAAGUCUGAAAGGGCGCUCGGAGAAGGGGAGGAAGUGGAACGUGCUGCGGAAGAGGCCAGACGGGAGCAAGGCGGGGAAGAUGCCAAGGGAGCGAGUGAAGUAGGGGCAGACCCUACUGGCGCGCAGAGACGGGCCAAGGACGAGCGUGGAGCACAUGAAGAGGCAGGGAAAGCGGUCCAGGAAUCGCAAAAAAGCUCGAAUUUGCAAGAAAAUGAUGCUUCGAUCGAGACUUUGCCAUUGUCGAGCAUUGCAUCGACUGGACAGAACAGCGCGCAGGAGGAUAGUGCCAAGCCUUCUGCAAAUCUUCGACUGGACAAGACGGAUUCUUUGCCGGAUAGCAUCGAUGCGACGCAAGAAGGUGCUGCAUCGGAGCCCAAGCCCGACUUGACAAAUGCAGAGAUCUCAGCAGCGGCGCGUGUCGAGCCCCAAGCGAAAGGAGUCGAAGAAGAGCUGAAGAUUCGAGAAAGCACAGUAGAAUCUGUUCAGACGAACCUUGCUGAAGAAAUGACUGCCAGCUCCGAUCCCGAUCCCCAUCCCCAUCCCGCUUCCACUUCCACCUCCAUCCCGUCUGCGUCCGAGCACGUGUCCGUCCAGCCACAAGCUACAUCCAGCAUGAGCACAUCGCCCAGCACCAACGCAAACGCAAAUGCGACUGCGAGUGCGGCCUCACGAAGACCUACCCUGGCAGAGAAGCUCAAGAUGAGGCAGGAGGAGAGGGAGAGAAAAAAGGGGGCAAGCUAG